Messenger RNA from Sitophilus oryzae (rice weevil), 825 nucleotides. Its product is annotated as tetratricopeptide repeat protein 4-like. NCBI's taxonomy places the organism in Eukaryota, Metazoa, Arthropoda, Insecta, Coleoptera, Curculionidae. The record is from RefSeq and is a predicted model, not a curated record. The transcript is spliced from 3 exons. Gene Ontology annotation, molecular function: protein binding. The coding region runs from base 1 to 825 and encodes 274 amino acids.
AUGCAAAAGCGGGGCCGCCUCCCGAUUUUCGAGCUUUUGCGAAAAGCCAUCGCCAAUCUCACCAUCGAGGACGUAGACUCCUUCAAAUCGGCCAAGGAUGACAUUUCCAGGAUCAGGAUCAUGCAGGACAUUGCCAAACUGGUGUCCAUUGGCAUUCCAGAGGAUGCUGGAAAGGAUUAUAUGGUUGCCGAGUCGAAAAAAUCUGAAGGAAAUCAAUUGUUUGGCAGGAAAGAUUAUAAAAACGCGUUAAAGUGCUACAAUGAAGGGAUUAUUAAGUGUCCUCAAGAAACUGUUAAAGAUAGAGAACUCCUGACCAUUUUAGUAUCAAACAGGAGCGCUACAAAUUUCGAACUACAAAAAUACCGACGUGUCCUGGAUGACAUCGACUACAUAACGGAAAUAGGGGAUUACCCCAAUCAUCUUCACUACAAACUAUGGCUGAGAAAAGCCCGAUGCUAUGACGAGCUCCAGAACAAGAAACUAGCCAAUGAGGCUUACGACGAAGCUGAGAACAGCCUGAAAAACAGCAAGCUAGAUGAAAAAUCAGUCGAAGACAAAAUGAAAGAAAUAGAAAAGUUUAGGAAGCAAGGAAGUAGGUGUGUGAAUCCCAAACAGAAGAAACAGUUGGAAUUGGAACCUGUAUUUUUCGAAGAAAGGUUCAGGGGUGGGGAUGAAUUUGUAGCUGCUAUUCCGAAAAUAGCUAUACAACAGGACAGUUAUCAGGGUCGGUAUACUCAGGAACAGAAAGAGGUGGAUCAAUUGCAUGGGCCUCCUCGAUCACCUGACCUAUCCAUAGUCGACCGGUCAUUCUGUGAGAAUAUCUAG